AUGUGGCUUUUGAAGUUCGACCAUGGUGGCCGCCUAGUCGUGUCCAAGAACUCCGUCCAGAACACCACUUGCUAUGCGAUACUUUCUCACACUUGGGGAGCUGAUGAUGACGAAGUCACUUUUCAAGAUCUACAAAAUGGAUCUGGAGAGAGCAAGGCUGGCUACGAGAAGAUUCGAUUUUGCGGAGAACAAGCCAAAAGGGAUGGCCUAGAAUAUUUCUGGGUGGACACAUGCUCCAUAAACAAAGCGGACUUCACUGAGCUCUCAGAAGCUAUCACCUCGAUGUUCCGCUGGUAUAGUGGAGCAGAGAAAUGCUAUGUAUAUCUAUCCGACGUAUCAGUCGGCGACGAUGCCGAUACCCCUACCGAUCAAGCGUGGGAACUAGCGUUUCGGGACAGUAAAUGGUUUACACGAGGGUGGACGCUUCAAGAACUGAUCGCUCCAAGAUCAGUCCAAUUCUAUUCACGAGAAGGAACAUUUCUGGGCGAUAAAAAGACGCUGGGGGACCAGAUUCAUGAGAUAACAGGGGUUCCCGUCUCGGCUCUCCGGGGAGCAUCUCUAUCAGAGUUCAGUGUCGAUGAACGGUUACGAUGGGCGAAGGACCGAAACACCCGGAAAAUAGAGGAUAAGGCUUAUUCCCUUCUUGGGAUUUUUAACGUCUACAUGCCACUUAUAUAUGGUGAGGGGGAACAUGCUUUUGUACGAUUGAAAGCAAAAAUCAACAAGUCUUCGAGGAAUUUGCGGAACCGGUAUGAAGCAACACUUGACUUGCUCAAAUGUGACGAGGAGACAACCAAAGGCCCCCGAGGUCAAUCUGCCACUGACACACCUCAACGAUUCCUAGACCUAUUUACUUCAUGUGUUGAGUCUUACCGGAGUGUCCAAGCGGUGCACGCAUCUGAGAAAGCUUUCAAGAUUCUAGAGACAAAAUUCAAGAACCAACAGGACCGCCUGAUUAUCUGGGGACAAGCCUGUGGUAUAAUAAACAACUACGAGUACCACACACGAGCCGCUGAGUCAAAGCCAAGGGAUCGGAUUGUAGAAACUUUGGAAUGUAUACGAAACCUCUUCUUGGAUGAAUCCGAGCUGUCUAGGAAUUAUGGCUUGAAGCGCAACACCCAGACCGCUAGCAGUCACCCAAAAUUUCUGAGACCAGCAAAAUGGGCUGUCUGCGAUAAGACUGGGUUCUCGCGUUUGGUGAAGGAUCUGAAAGACUUGAACGAUGACCUUGAGUCUCUGACUCGCUGGACAAGCGGACGGACAACUCAGCUGGUCUUGAUCGUGCAAACCCCGAAGCCCCCCAUGUGUUUACUGUGCGACCAAGGCUACUGUCAUCCUUUUCCUGGACACAAUGGCGCCAUGAGAGCGUCCAAAUACACUAUUAUUGCGAAUCUGCCAGCACCUGGGACUGGCGGGCCUAUCUUUGAUGACAAGCGCCUAGAACGAAUUUACUUUAGGAUGAUGGAGGACACAGGCAGCCUGGAAAAUUACACGACACUGGAGACAAUUCAAAUGCUAGGAAUGGCCGACAGAAUAGUAGUUUACAAUCAGUGUCGAGACAGGACUGUACCGAAAACCCCUCUGAAGGUCACUACGAUGGCUGGCCAACCCUAUCCUCUCGUUGGAGAGAUCAGCAUCAGAAUCCGCGGUCUAGACGAAAGCCGGUGGGUUGCCGAGGAAAUCAGAGUUGGUUUCAUCGUCAUCAGCUCGCCCAAUGAAGGUUCGUUUCCUUUCGUCCUCGGGGCAAAGUCUAUCCGUGACGCCGUGGAAAGAAGUCUAUAUUCCUUUGGCGAGGAAUGCAGCCAUUGA
Exophiala spinifera is the source of this 1809-nucleotide messenger RNA. RefSeq lists its product as uncharacterized. The record is from RefSeq and is a predicted model, not a curated record. The coding region runs from base 1 to 1809 and encodes 602 amino acids. Lineage: Eukaryota; Fungi; Ascomycota; Eurotiomycetes; Chaetothyriales; Herpotrichiellaceae. The transcript is spliced from 2 exons.